AUGUCCUCUGCCGGUAGCAACCAGCAGUCGUCGCCAGCCUCAGGCGAUGGCCGCCAGGGCCCGGCUCCGACCGAGGGCACCCGAGCGGGACCCAGCUCGGGCGCCGGCCGCCAGCGCCAGGAGCCGCUCACGUCCGAGCAGGAGGACGAGAUCUGGGGCUUCCUAGAGAACCGCGGCGUGGGCGAGCAGUACGCCGGCUAUCCCGCCAUCCCGGCCCACGCCCGGGGCGCAGUGCCACGCAGCGAGCAGCAGCCGCGUCCGCAGCCACGGGCUAACCACAGCACCAUUCUAGACCGCCACAACCGCACCAUCGCGCAGAUCCUCACGCGCUUCCGCAACAUCAUGGCGGCCGCCACCGAGCCUCUGCCGCGCGACGGCCCCAUCAUCGAGCGCGCGGCCCUCAACCGCUUGACCAUGGAGACCGAGACCGCCGCUCUGAUCACCGAGAUCGAGGGCCUCCUGGCCAUCAGCCGCGAGAUCAAGACGCUCUGGAUCCGCGGCCCGCUGCACCCGCCGGCCGGCGCCGCGAGCAGCAGCAGCGCCGCCGGCGGCCCCUCGGCCGAGGACAUCGACCGCACCGCCGAGCGCGUCACCCACCUCUACGACCAGGUCCUCGCCAUGCGCGACGCCGCCAUGCGCAAGCAGAGCCGCGCCGCUGCCGUCGCCCGCGAGAUGGAGGAAGAGCAGCAGAAGAAGAAGCGCCAGCAGAACCAGGGCCAAGGCCAGGGCCAGGGCGACGGAGCUGCCCCGUCCAAGUCGGGUUGA
This is a messenger RNA of Durotheca rogersii, 765 nucleotides long. RefSeq lists its product as uncharacterized. Gene Ontology annotation, cellular component: mediator complex. The record is from RefSeq and is a predicted model, not a curated record. Gene Ontology annotation, molecular function: transcription coregulator activity. Gene Ontology annotation, biological process: regulation of transcription by RNA polymerase II. The transcript has 2 exons. The coding region runs from base 1 to 765 and encodes 254 amino acids. Lineage: Eukaryota; Fungi; Ascomycota; Sordariomycetes; Xylariales; Xylariaceae.